AUCGUUAGCUCUUCCUAGUCAAAAAGCCCAAUAAGCGUGGAGUAUAGGCCCAAUAAGCGACUUAAUUCUCCUCUUACCUGAAAGCUUCUGCAUCCUAAAAAACGACGUGCAUAAACAAUGGCGUCCAACUCAAAAACGCGGCUUUCAAAAUUUUUUUCUACAAGAAAUUAACCAAACGGGAUUUGGUUAAAAUCACUUGUAAGUUCUUUCAAAAAACCACCUUUAAUUCUAUCAGGAAAAAAGGCCACCUUUGGUCAAAACACCUUACUUCUGCUGAUCAAUUACUACUAAAGAAGGAUCAGCGGCCAUAAACAAACCAUCGUCGCGGCAAUCUACCACUCAACUCUCUUGGUAAAUCUCUCUCUGUUUUGUUGUCGUUUCUCUCACCCUUUCCUUUGGCCAAGCUUUUCUCUCCGCCCAAUUGGGUUUUUUGUUAUUGUAGGUUCUCUGAUUCUCGUCUGUAGUUUUUCUGCGUUCUGUUUGAAAAGGAAGGGAAAGAGUAAGAAAGAAAGGGAUAAGAACUGAUUUUGAUUUGCGGAAGUGUUUGCAUACCUUGGUUAAUUUGUUUUUCUAAUAAUAAUCAACCAAAUGAAAAUUUGCGAAAUGCCUCCCAUAUUCCAACAAUUGCAAACCAUUUUCUGGCAAAACUUUUACUUGACAUCCAAACUUAUGUGUCCAACCAUACCCACAGCUUACAUUCGCUUUCUUCACAUCCCACUUGGCCGAAAUCCAGAAAGGUCCAAGUCCCUGUUCAAAGCGCUUCACUUUGUUCACUCGGUUGCAGAUUCCGAUUCACUAACUGCAAUCCCAAAUGAAGGUGCAAUCAAAGUCCAAAACAUCUUAAACACUUACAGAGACGGCCCCACAAGGAAGAUUGAGCUUGCUCUCCAUCAAUGCUGCUUCACAAUGACGGAAGAUCUAAUCCUGAACGUACUGCAGAGGCACCGUUCUGAUUGGAAACCAGCUUUUAUAUUUUUCAACUGGGUUUCUAAAGAUGGCCAAAUUACAUUGGGUUCUGGUGUUUAUAAUGAGAUUCUUGACAUUCUUGGAAAAAUGAGACGGUUUGAGGAAUUGACACGAGUGCUUGAUGAAAUGUCCAACAGAGGGGGACUUGUCGAUGAGGAAACCUAUAGAGUUCUGGUUAAUAGAUAUGCAGCUGCACAUAAGGUGGAGGAUGCAAUUGAGGUUUUCAAUAAGAGAAGAGAUUUAGGGCUAGAGCUUAACUUGGUGGCAUUCCAGAAACUUCUGAUGUGUUUAUGUCGGUACAAGCAUGUAGAAGUUGCGGAAACUUUGUUAUAUUCUAAGGAAAAUGAUUUUGGCGUGGAUAUAAAGACGAUGAAUAUUGUUCUGAAUGGGUGGUGUGUCUUGGGAAAUGUGCAUGAGGCAAAGAGGUUUUGGAAAGAUAUAAUUAGCUCUAAAUGCACGCCAGAUUUGUUUACAUAUGGAACUUUCAUUAAAGCAUUAACAGAGAAGGGAAAGUUAGGCACAGCAAUGAAAGUGUAUCGAGCUAUGUGGGACAAACAGUGCAAACCAGAUGCGGUGAUAUGCAAUUGUAUUAUUGAUGCGUUGUGUUUCAAGAAGAGGAUUCCGCAGGCUCUGGAGGUUUUCAGGGAAAUGAGUGAACAGGGUUGUUUACCAAACGUGGCUACCUACAACUCGCUUAUCAAGCAUUUGUGCAAAAUUCGUAGGAUGGAGAAGGUUUAUGAGCUUUUGGAUGAAAUGCAGGAGAAGAAAGGGAGUUGCAUGCCAAACGAUAUAACUUUCAAUUACUUGCUCCAGUCAUUGAAAAAGCCAGAGCAACUUCCUGGGGUUUUGGAAAGGAUGGAGAUGAACGGAUGCAAGAUCAAUGGUGACACAUAUAACUUGAUCUUGAAAUUGUAUGUGGGUUGGGAUUGUGUGGAAAGAAUAUUAGGUACUUGGAAUGAGAUGGAGAAAUAUGGAUUGGGACCUGAUCGAAGAUCCUAUACUAUUAUGAUCCAUUGGCUCCAUGAGAAGGGAAGAUUUAAGGAUGCUUUGCAUUACUUUUGUGAAAUGACAUCUAAGGGAAUGGUUCCAGAGCCAAGGACUGAGAUAUUAGCCAAUGCAAUGAAUAUGAAGUUGAAAGAAAAUGAUGCUGAACAGGGGGAAAAAGGUAUAAUAGAUAGUAAAAGAUCAUCGAGGCCUGUGCAUAAAAGGACAAGGAAGACAAGAGCAAGAUGAUGAAGUUAUACAAAAGGUGCAUCAGUUUUGUGGAUUCCGUAAGAGGUUUAGGCCAUAUGAGCAUCUUUCAUUUUGCACUUCUGCUUCAACUCCAUCAUACACAUUUCCAUGGAUCUCCUCUUCAAUUCUCAAAAGCAGUUCCUUUGAGAGAUUCACCAACUGAAACGUCAAACAUGCUUGUGGAAUCUCAGAGAAAUUGAUAAUCAUCUCUCAUGAGUCUGCCUUAAAUUUAAUCAAACAUGAGAGGGAUCCACAACAUGCAUUGCAGCAGAAGGGUUUCAAUCACAAUCUUGCUAACUAUUCAACCAUAAUUCAUAAGCUUGCUCAGGCCAAGAAGUUUCAGGUGGUUCAUGCACUUCUUGGUCAGAUGACUCGUGAAACUCGCAAAUUUCAUUAAUAUAUUGCUUAAUUAUAUGAAGCAUCUCUCCAAGUCUUAUCUGCAUGAGAGAGUGCUUAUGAUGUUCUAUGCAAUUCAGCCAAUAAUUUGCGAGAAGCCAUCAGCAUGUGUCUCAAUCUGUUGAUGAAGCAAAAGCAGAUUGAUUUAGCUCAGAGAUUUAUAUUACAUGUCUAGUAGUGUCUCUAAAUAAGAACAAGUAACUGCACUUUUAACAUUUUGGUCCCAUUGCCAAUUGGGAUGUUGAAUCUGCUUUACAAGUUAUGAAGGAGAUGAAGAAGUUCAAGAAGUCCUUCCUGAUAUGAUUGCAUGCUCAACUGUAAUGGAUGUGCAUGCGAAAGUGGAAGAGUUAAAAAAAGCAAUUGUCUUGUUUGAGGACAUGGUGGCUAAGUAUCAGAUAUUGCCUGCUGCUCUUACUUGUACUGCUUUGAUUAAGGGCUUUUGCCGUGGGGGUAAGUUGAUAGGGCCAGGAAGGUAAUGGAGUAUAUGAGAAAUAAUGGAUGCAACCAAAUUUAUUUAAUUCAGACUUGAUGAAUGGAUUUUGUAAAAAGGGAAGAUUGAGGAGGCCAAAGAGCUUUUGACGGGAGCUUUGUUUUGGAACCUGGUAUAGUUGGCUAUACUACAUUGAUAAAUUGCUCCCGUGGGACAGGUAGAAUGGAUGAAGCCAUGGAGUUGCUUAAGAUGGCAGAAAUGAAGUGCAAAGCAGAUUUUGUAACUUCUAAUGUGUUGGUUUAAGGUUUGUGCAGAGAGGGCAGGUUUGACGAGGCACUUAGAUGCUCGGGAAACUAGCUUGUGAGGGUUUAUAUCUGAACAGAGAGAGUUACAUGAUUGUUUUGAAUUCCUUGGGCCAAACAGGUAAGCUGGAGAAGACUUGUGAACUGUUGGAUUUGAUGCUGAGUAGAGUAGAGGCUUUGAAACCCAUCAUGUAGAAUUCAAAUGAGUUGCACCAUUUUCUGGAUUAGCAGAAUUCAGAAAUGGGGUUAAACCAGAACCUGAUUCCUGAGCUAUCUUAGUUGAAUAUAUAUGCAGGGAAGAAAAUAACUGUUUUCAUUUGAACUGCUUGACAAGUCAGUUACCGAAGAAGCUGGCAAUUCUAUGCUGUUUUCAUCUCAGUUAAUAUUUAUAGACGUCAAUUCCUGUUGCUUAUCUGUAGCAUAUUGUACUAAACUAGCCAAUGCCAUCAUUUAAUGCGGAUAGAUGUUAUCCAUUAUGUGUUUUAAA
Messenger RNA from Manihot esculenta (cassava), 3814 nucleotides. RefSeq names its product putative pentatricopeptide repeat-containing protein At3g15200. Lineage: Eukaryota; Viridiplantae; Streptophyta; Magnoliopsida; Malpighiales; Euphorbiaceae. Bases 589 to 2199 code for a protein of 536 amino acids. The transcript has 2 exons. Gene Ontology annotation, molecular function: protein binding. The record is from RefSeq and is a predicted model, not a curated record.